Molecule: messenger RNA, 1454 nt
Organism: Polistes canadensis
Lineage: Eukaryota; Metazoa; Arthropoda; Insecta; Hymenoptera; Vespidae
Product: ataxin-3-like
Exons: 5
Coding region: 1-1137 (378 amino acids)
Biological process (GO): protein deubiquitination
Cellular component (GO): nucleus
Molecular function (GO): cysteine-type deubiquitinase activity
Source: RefSeq, a predicted model, not a curated record
AUGGAGAGUAUAUUUCAUGAAAAGCAAGAAGGAUAUUUGUGCGCGCAACAUUGUUUGAACGCUCUUCUACAAGGUUCUUAUUUUACCGCGGUAGAUCUUGCUAAUUUUGGUCAUCAAAUGGACGAGGCAGAACGUAUUAGAAUGGCCGAGUCAGGUAUCGAUAGCGAGGAUUAUCAACUUUUCCUAGAGCAACCGUCCGAAAAUAUGGAUGACAGUGGAUACUUUUCCGUUCAAGUCAUUAGCAGUGCUUUAAAGAAAGUUUGGAGUUUGGAGUUGGUUCCAUACAACAGCACAGAACCUGCCGCAAUGAUGGCACAAAAUGAUCCUUCGAAAAUGAAAGCUUAUAUCUGCAAUUACAAAGGGCAUUGGUUUACGAUACGAAAGAUUGGAACACAAUGGUUUAAUCUGAAUUCGAUGCUCACCGGACCACAGCUUAUAUCAGACACAUAUCUAGCGAUGUACUUGGCUCAAUUGUUACAAGAAGGUUAUUCGAUUUUCAUUGUUAUUGGUACGCUUCCACAAUGUCCUGCGGAUGAAAUAUUAAUGAAGAAUCCAAUAAAAAUGCCACCAAGAACGAAGGAAAGUGUUAAAGAAGAGAAACCUAUGACCACAGGAUAUCGCUUGGGUACCAAAGAAGAAGACGAAGUUAUGAAGGCAGUUCGUGCUCUAGAAGAAAUUAAAGUUCCCUCAUCUUACACUUCUAAUAUGUCCUCAAAAUUUAUGAAUUCAUCCUCGGACCAUAAAAAAAAUAACUUGCCCAAAGAAGGGAUAUCGUCUAAUGAAAAACCACGUGAAAGAAUAAUUCCUAUAAGGAUAGAAGGAAAAGAUGAUCUAGAUGAAGAAAAUGAGGAAUUGCAAAAAGCAUUACGCUUAAGUUUACAAGAUAAUGAAGAUGACAUAGACAAGAAUCUAAAUUUAAGAUUGGAGUCUCAUGCUGAUAAUAAGAUAUCACCAUCAACAGAAGUUGAUGAUACGGAUCAAGAUGAUGAAUUAAGGAAAGCCGUACAAUUAAGUCUUGAAUGUGUAACAGCUCCACCAACACCAGAUUUAGAAGAUUUGCGUUGGCGUCGAUUAAGUCAUUUUGGGGUAUACUCUAAAACAUCAAAUAACGAAACUUCUCCAAAAUUAAAUUCUUAAUAAUAAAUAUUAAUAUUAUGAUAACAUGGCUAUUAAAAAGAUUUAUCUUGUAAAUUACAAACUAAUUGUUUAGAAAAAAAGAGAGUGUCAUUUUAUGUACUAACAAUUAAAAAUCUAAUGAAUGUAUAAUGAAUAGAUCACGCGCUAGCGUGGAAUUUAUAAACAGCACAUAUGUAAAUACGAAGUAUAUAUGUAUGUAUGUAUGUAUGUAUAUAUAUACACGUACCACAAAUUUUUUUAAUAGUUAUGUUUCUUAUAUUUUUCUUCUAAUUUUAUUAUACUCUGACUGUUCAUAAAAUAAACAUGUUCGGACAAUG